GCGUUGCGUAUGUGAGUGGGGAGCUCCUUUCGCCUUCUGGCGCAGGCGCAGAGCGGGCGCGCAGGCGCAGCAGCGUCCGAGCGGCGGCAACAUGGACGACGAGGAGGAGACCUACCGGCUGUGGAAGAUCCGCAAGACCAUCAUGCAGCUCUGUCACGACCGUGGUUACCUGGUCACCCAGGAUGAGCUGGACCAGACACUCGAGGAGUUCAAGGCGCAGUUUGGAGACAAACCCAGCGAGGGCAGACCCAGGCGCACGGACCUGACCGUGCUGGUGGCCCACAACGACGACCCCACAGACCAGAUGUUCGUGUUCUUCCCAGAGAAACCCAAGACCACAGGCAGGGCAGGGCGGUGGUGGCCCUCAGCAGUGAGGUCGUGCUGUGUGUCCACAGAGGAGCCCAAGGUGGGCAUCAAGACCAUCAAGGUGUACUGCCAGCGCAUGCAGGAGGAGAACAUCACUCGCGCGCUGAUCGUGGUGCAGCAGGGCAUGACACCCUCCGCCAAGCAGUCCCUGGUGGACAUGGCCCCCAAGUACGUGCUGGAGCAGUUCCUACAGCAAGAGCUGCUCAUCAACAUCACGGAGCACGAGCUGGUUCCUGAGCACGUGGUCAUGACCAAGGAGGAGGUGACUGAGCUGCUGGCUAGAUACAAGCUUCGGGAGAGCCAGCUGCCCAGGAUCCAGGCCGGGGACCCAGUGGCACGCUACUUUGGGAUCAAGCGAGGGCAGGUCGUGAAGAUCAUCCGGCCCAGUGAGACUGCUGGCCGCUACAUCACCUACCGCCUGGUGCAGUAGCCCAGCCUCUCACAUAGCGAGGGCUCAGCACCGUCCCUGGAUGAGCCCCACCUGCCACCAGACCCUGCUGCCUGUUCGUGACUCGAGACGGCCCGAGCCUCCUUCCCCGGCCCCACACCGCCGCCAGGGUCCCAGCAGGGCUCCAUCCUGCUCUGAAAAGUAGGACAUUGGGUGAGACGCAGCCAGGCCGUUUGAGAGGACCCACUUGGUGGAAGAGAGAGACUGACGCUUCCUGCAAGCUGACCUCUGACCUCAUGCAUGCACCAUGACAGCUGCGCAUGUACCCACAAAAAUUCAAAUCUAAUGGGAGUGCAGACUAGCACCCAGGAGGCAAAGGCAGGCCAGCCUGGGCUGCAUCCUGAGAUCUUAUCUCAAAAAGCAAGCUGUACUGUUGCCAGGUUAAACCCUAGCCCUCUGGAGACUGAGGCAGGAGGAUUGUAACUUCAGAGUUUAUGGCCUUUGAGCAAGAACUGGUCCAGCAUUCUGGCGUGAGGCCCUCGUCUGAGAAACAAUAAAAAGGAACCCCACACAGCAAGGGCCAUGCUCAGAAUCCCCUCCACACCAGCUGAUCUGCUCCUCCCAACUCCCCACACUCUCCUGCCAGCUCCCUGAUGGACAGUUGGUCCCUGACUGCUGCUCGCGUGGCUGCCAGGGUAUGGGUCAUAACCUGUUUGCCUUACAGGGCUUCUCUGUAGCUUUGGAGCCUGUCCUGGGACUCGCACUGUAGACCAGGCUGGAUCCACGUGUCUCUGCCUCCUAAGUGUUGGGGUAAAGGCUGUGUGCUACCACCUGACCUGUAUCUUGGGACAUGGCCCUGGACAAGGCCAGCACCACAGUCCCUCCCUGUACAACCUCAGAACAGUGUCUGCACCCCAACUCUUGAGGUCCUUAUCCUAUUUAGAGUUCUCCAUUCUCGUAGGACUCUUGAGAAUUAAAGCUAGUUUGAACAGA
This is a messenger RNA of Mesocricetus auratus (golden hamster), 1747 nucleotides long. RefSeq names its product RNA polymerase II, I and III subunit E (gene Polr2e). NCBI's taxonomy places the organism in Eukaryota, Metazoa, Chordata, Mammalia, Rodentia, Cricetidae. The transcript is spliced from 6 exons. The coding region runs from base 92 to 796 and encodes 234 amino acids. Gene Ontology annotation, biological process: DNA-templated transcription. The record is from RefSeq and is a predicted model, not a curated record. Gene Ontology annotation, cellular component: RNA polymerase I complex; RNA polymerase II, core complex; RNA polymerase III complex. Gene Ontology annotation, molecular function: DNA binding; DNA-directed RNA polymerase activity.